AUGCCCACUCCCAUCUUCCUGGCGGCAAGUUUAGUGCCAAAAUCUUUAGUCACUCCAAGCCAAAGAUCGCACAAGCUAUCCAGAUUACAAUAUCAAAAGGCUAGAACUAUAGCGAAAACUCCCAAACUAAAAAGGAGUUUACUCAAAAGACCCUUACGGCAAUCCUGGUUAAGCCGGUUCAAGAAUCUGCUAGUUGCAGACCGGCAACCAAGGAAUUCCUACACUUCCUUCGCAAGAUCGCCAACAAGUUAUUCCAGAUACAGCACUACUCAAGGCAUCCAAGGCGAUUUUAUCACAUUCAGCAAAUACAUUAAUAGCAGUAUAACCUUUAGAGCAUUUAGAGGUUAUAGAGACUUAAUAGAUCUUUUCAAUCCCACUAAGAAUCGAUUAUUCCAUCCCGAUACCUACAACAACAAUAUUCUUAGUAUACACGCAGGGCUUAUUGGCCUAGACAUCUACAAUACAUCUAAAGUCAAUCAAUUAAAUAAGCUUAGUAAAUACUUAAAGACCAAAGUCCAAUAA
Messenger RNA from Fusarium proliferatum ET1, 522 nucleotides. RefSeq lists its product as uncharacterized. The transcript has 4 exons. NCBI's taxonomy places the organism in Eukaryota, Fungi, Ascomycota, Sordariomycetes, Hypocreales, Nectriaceae. Bases 1 to 522 code for a protein of 173 amino acids. The record is from RefSeq and is a predicted model, not a curated record.